Molecule: messenger RNA, 1194 nt
Organism: Labeo rohita (rohu)
Lineage: Eukaryota; Metazoa; Chordata; Actinopteri; Cypriniformes; Cyprinidae
Exons: 5
Coding region: 52-783 (243 amino acids)
Biological process (GO): T cell receptor signaling pathway; regulation of T cell proliferation
Cellular component (GO): external side of plasma membrane
Source: RefSeq, a predicted model, not a curated record
CGAAGAGCUUUGGCCACCAUCACACUGUCAAACUGACGAGGAUACGGUAACAUGCCUGACAGGUUCACUCUGCUCACUCUCAGCUUUUCUUUCAUACUUCACAAUGUUUGUAGUUGGAGAGUGAGUGAACCUCUCAACCACACAAUCAAUGAUGAUGGCUCAGUCAGUGUCACAUGCAUGUGUGAUAAUGAAAAAAAUGAAUUGGAGGCUAAGUUGAAAAUGAAUAAUGAAUAUGUUUGUGAGCUUUAUGACAAAAGCCAAGCACAAACAGAAACCAAGUGUAAUUGGCAUAAUGAGGGCAACAAAUUUGUAUUCACCUUGAUGAAACCUGAGGCCUUUCUCAAAAAUACAUUUACCUGUGUGAUAUCCAAAAUAAAACCACUUCCAAUCGAAACUAAAGAAGGACCGAGCAUUAAGCUUUUGCGAGGCUGCAGAACCACUCUGGCUCCACAGAAGAAAAGCUGUUCAUUCCCUAACCAAACACAUAACCAGAAUCACACAGCUGUAGAAAGGCCCAUACUUGAAGACAAGUAUGUCCUACUAUUCUGCGGCCUGAUAAUAACGCUGGCAAUGCUGACUCUCUACAGCAUUAUUCUUACUGCAUGCUACAUCAGAUUGAGGGACAAAAAUAUGGAGUCUUCUGACACUCUGACCUACGUGCCAAUGCAGAGGAACGUAAAUCGGCAUGAUCUAGACAACACCGAAUAUGUGGACAUGCGUGAAGUGCAGAAACGGGGAGGAUCCCACAGAGAUAUGAACCACAACUCUCGUCUUGCUUUCUGAGCCCAUUUCUAAUGGCAUCAGUGAGCUCAUGCUUUAAAUGCUCUAGGACUUACUGCUGGAUCAAUUAUACUUAAGCUACACUAAAGAAUAUCGCAAGACAAAAUAUUGCCUUUCUACUAGAUUUUCCUGAAUGUCUGAAUCUGCAUAUGGCUGCUAUACUUCAUUCAACUGCUCACAUUACACAGUCUUGAUGUUCUCUAUGUCAGAUGGUUUCAUCUGGUUGCUUGUACAACUACCUAAUGCUAACCUAAUGUAGCUAUGCCAAGCUAAAUGUAUAUAAAGUCUCUAAAGUCUUGGCCAUUAUUUUGGUCCCAUGGACCAACAAUCAAUGAUAGUAUCAUUGUUCAAUGCUUUUUUUCUUCAGCUAUUCUAUCUUUUUUCUAACCAUAAAUAUAUAAUAAAGAGACUAUA